Heterobilharzia americana is the source of this 216-nucleotide messenger RNA. NCBI's taxonomy places the organism in Eukaryota, Metazoa, Platyhelminthes, Trematoda, Strigeidida, Schistosomatidae. The record is from the annotation of a GenBank genome assembly.
AUGGUGUGUUGUAAUACUACCACUACUCGCAUUGACAAAUUUGGUGAACUUCGAGGGAUGUUAGGUGAUGCAGAUGAUGCCAUUUUGACAAGUGGACGGGGAGAUGAAGGCAGAGUCUUGGUCUUUGGUAGAGAAGUAUUGGUUCUACUCCAAUUCGAUUCUAAUUAUAAACGUCGAAAUAAGCGAACUGAUAAGUCAAAUUAUUCUGCCAGUUAA